ACUUAGCUUGAUCCUCGUUUGCCCUUCUUGGUGGUGUUAUUUGUUGUUUAAGUUUUGGCUUUCACCAUCAUAAGUGUUUGGUUUGUAUGAUAGACAGACAGCAUGAGAGGCAAGAUUAGAAAAGUGAAUGCCAGCUAGAGCAAGAAGAAGAUAAUGGUACGGUACCACAGUCCACAGCCUACGGGAGAAACAGUACAAUUUCUAUAGAAGGUAGAGGGGACUCAGGAGACCCCCACCCGUACAAAUCCAACCUCCGUGAUGUCCAACACUAUAGAUGUCUCACAGUCUUUCGCUGGCCCUCGUGAACAUCAGAGGUUUAUAAAUUUGGGGAUUUUGCGAUUGUCAAAAAUUCUGCUUGACAAUCAAAAAAGUGCAACAUUCCUCAACCCAGGACUCGACAAAGUGUGUGAUUUCGCGAUGGGUCCUCGCUGACAAGGAUUACCUGCAGGAUUACGCAUUUUGGAAAUACUAUUAUCAGGUCUGCGAUCAUCGAUUGUCUGCUAAAGUUCGGCACACCUUCUGGAAACAUUUCAGAGCAAACUGAGGAGAUGCAGAAUGGAAAAGGCAUUUUCAGCUUUACUAUGUCUUUUCUUGGCAGUAGUCAUUGGAGGGGCUUAUGGAAAUCAGCCUCCUCUCUUUACUCAUGACAUGGACAACACGAUCCUCUUUGAAAAUGAAUCAGUUGGGAAAGUCGUUGCUACUUUGCAGGGCGAGGAUCCUGAAGGGGCUGAAGUACGAUAUGGAAUAUCUGGAACUGACAAGUUCCAAGUUGACUCCAAAACUGGUGAAGUCACCUUGGUCAAACCAUUAGAUUAUGAAGUAAAUGAUACGCUUAGAUUCUUUGUAACUUUGGAGGAUGAUGUUAAUAAUUUAGUUAAAAUACAAGUCUCUGUUAUCAUUCUUGAUGUCAAUGAUAACCCACCAAGUUUUAAAAAUACUCCAUAUGAAGUACUAGUCACUGAAGAUACACUUGUAGAGAGCACGCUGUUCGAUGGAUUAUUGGUCGAAGAUUCAGAUUUAACAGGGGAAGUGCUUAAUGUCUACUGUAAAGAUUAUGAACAAUUUCCAAACGCAUGUGAAAAAUUUGAUAUUGUCACAUAUACAUCAAGUCAGCAGAACUACAGUGGCGGGAUUGUCCUUAAGGACAAGUUAAAUUACGCUGACAGACAAUUCUACCAACUCCUGCUAAUUGCCACUGAUGGAAAUCAUAAUGCAACAACAGGGCUUGAAAUUAAAGUUGAAGAUGUUCAAGACACCCCACCAGUAUUCCAAGGAUCACUUACAGGUGUCAUCAAAGAGGAUGACCCUAUUGGAACCUUAGUCAUGACCGUUCAAGCGAAAGACGGUGAUAGAGGAGUCCCGAGGAAAAUUGUUUAUGAACUGCUAACAAAUCCGCUGGAUUACUUCUUACUUGACCGAGACACUGGUGAAUUAAAAACAGCCAAACCUUUAGAUCGAGAAGCUCUACAGGAAACAACCGGAAUUCUUAAAUUAGAAAUCUUGGCGAGAGAAGUGGUAAAUGGUAUACCAGGAAAUGAUCCUCUCACUACAUCUAAAACCAUGGCAUCUGUAACAAUUAAAGAUGUAAACGACGAACCCCCGAGGUUUAACCAAAAGGAGUACAUGGUGCAAAUCCCAGAAAAUAUACCAUUAGGGACGCCACUGCCUAAUUUUAAUAUGACUGUCACUGAUUCUGAUAUUGGGCCACAUUCCAAGUUUGCCCUUCGGCUUUCUGAUGUAUCAGGAGCCUUUGCAGUCGAACCCAGUACAGGUUCUGGUUUUACAGCCGUCAGCAUCAGGAUUGUAAAUGGGCCUCUAGAUUAUGAAAAUCCAAAUAACCGAAAAUUUAUAAUACUUGUAAUUGCUGAAGAAACUGAAACAACAAAUAAAUUAUCUUCAACUGCGACAGUUACAAUUGAAGUAACUGAUGCAAAUGAUAAUCAUCCUCAAUUCGACCAUGAAUCUUAUAAUGCUAUGGUUGAUGAAACUGCUUUUGCCGGUGAUCCAGUUACAACAAUAACUGCAAGUGACGGUGAUUCUGGUCUCUAUGGGACUAGAGGAAUCGUCUAUCAACUGAUUGGGCAAGGAGCGGAAAAGUUUAAUGUGAAUAAGAAAACAGGACAAAUAACAGUUGCACCUUGUGAACUUCCUGGCUCCCCUCGCUGCUUGGAUUUUGAAACCAAUCCAGUAUAUUUUUUGAAUUACAAAGCUACUGAUGAUGAAGGAAGGGGGCUAAGCAGAGUAGUCUCACUCAAAAUAACAUUAAAUGACAACAACGACAAUCCUCCGGUGUUUGUUUCAAACCAAUACAAAGCUAUUAUUGAUGAAGGCUUUGCAAAAUUUGAACCACCUUUAAUAGUCCAAGCAAAGGAUAUUGAUAAAACAUCAGAAAUUGAAUACUCAAUUACUGAUGGGAAUGUCAACAACUUGUUCACAAUUGACUCAAAAACUGGGGAGAUACUUGUAAGGGACAAACGCGGUCUCGAUAUGACAAAUGUUACGACUGAUAUGAUCCAUCUCACUGUCAGAGCAUUCGAUGGCGUUUUCAACGACACCACCUCAGUUGAUAUCACCGUUCUUGAUGUCAACAAUAAUAAUCCUGUAUUCGAGCAGGCUGAAUACAACAUUAACGUACUUGAAGAUACACCAAUAGGUUCUAGCGUGGCCAAAGUUGUUGCUCAUGAUGCUGAUACAGGGAUCAACGCAGAAGUUUUAUACCGAAUUGAAAAGGGCGCUUUUGAUGAUUUUGGAAUAGACAAUAAAACAGGCGUGAUUGGUGUGACGUCCAAGUUAGAUUUUGACAGAAUGAAUUCAUACUCAAUUCACAUAAUUGCAAUAGAUGGAGGAACUCCAGCUUUAACAGGAACUACUACAUUGAACAUCAAACUUGGAAAUACAAAUGAUAAAAUCCCAUUUUUUGAUCCUUCGACGCAAAGAGCAGAGAUCAAAGAAGAUGCUGAAGUUGGGGAGGUGGUUUACAGGCUAGUAGCCAAAGAUUUAGAUGUCAAUUCGCUAAAUGCUUUAAAUUUUGCUGCCAGUGAACCAAUAACAGCUAUCGACAAAAAUGGAAAAGAAGUUACUGAUGACACAACUUUUAAAGAAUUUUUCAAUGUAAACCAAGAAAAUGGUGUUGUAACUGUUGCAAGGCCGCUGCAGCGGGAGAUUGCUGCAAUUGUAAGUAUUACAGUACUGGUUACUGACAUUACAGCACCUACUACUCAACAAGGAACAGGAACUCUAAUAAUCACUAUUAUCGAUGUCAAUGAUUUCGCUCCAACUUUCCUCAAACCUUGGACCAUUUCAAAUCCAAAUUAUAAUGUUGAACUUCUUGAAGAACAACCUCCGAACACUAUCGUCGGAACAUUUACUGCAAUUGAUCAAGAUUCUAACAGCAUUACGUACGCUAUCGUCCCUGAAAGCGAAUAUUUUGAAAUUAACAACAUCACUGGAGUAGUCAAGACAAAAGUCCGAUUGGAUUAUGAGAAAACGCCUUAUUUAAAAUUUAAAAUUGUGGCUUACGAUUCUGGGAUCCCACAGUUGUCUUCCACAGCGCACAUAUCUGUCAACAUUGUUAACAUCAAUGAUAUGGAUCCGGUUUUUGAUCAAAAUGAAUACACAUUCUCAGUUCCGGAAAAUGCAAGGGCCUAUACUGUUGUUGGAAAAGUGUCAGCAACGGACAUGGAUAUGGGCCAUGCCGGGAAACUGACGUACAGCCUUUCACAGCCCAAUUUGAAUUUUGGCAUUGACUCGGAAACGGGAGAGAUAUCUGUUUUGCCAGGUGCGAAUCUAGACAGGGAAAUUCAUGAGGAGUACACCGUUAAAGUUAUCGCCGUUGACGGAGCUCCAGGCGAUGAAGCAAGAUCAACCAUAGUACCUGUACAUAUAAAAGUCACUGAUGUAAAUGACAAUACGCCUCAGUUUUCUCAACAUGAACUCUCUGCAAAUAUUGCCGAGACCAUUCCGAUUUCACCUCCUGCUCCUAUUGUACAACUGAAAGCUACUGAUAAAGAUGAAUCACCAAAUUUAACAUAUUCAAUUGUAUCAGGAAACAUUGGAGAUGUAUUCAUGCUUGAUCCGAUAAAUGGCACCUUAUAUCCAAGGUUGUCACUUCAAGGACGUCGUUCUAAUUACUCACUAGUGGUCGCUGUGUCAGAUGGGGAGUUUGUAAGCAAUGCUGUCAUUAAUAUUAAUGUCCGAGCAAUAAAUAUGAACCAGCCUUCAUUCGUCGAACCUUCAAAUCGAAAUUCAACUGUUUACAUUAAAGAAAACAAUAGUGAUGCCGGAAAUUUGGUGACAACUGUAAAAGCAGUUGAUGGAGACUCUGGAGAAAAUGGCCGUGUCACGUAUCAUUUUAAAAUGCACAAUGAAAAUGUACAAGAGACAGAGUAUUUCACAAUUGAUGAGAAUACAGGUGAAAUCAGGUCAAAACAACCCCUUGAUAGAGAAAUGAAAUCUAUAUAUCAGCUGGUUCUUGUCGCUCAAGACCAUGGAUCUCCAAAUUGGUUUGAAGCUCUACGCACCUUAACAAUUAUUGUUCUCGAUAGUGAUGACAAUGCACCUAUAUUUCCAAAUAAAGAUCCUAUUAUGUUUUAUAUUAAAGAAAACUCUCCUCCACUCACCAGGAUAGGUCGGGUGGAAGCUGUGGAUAAAGAUGAAGGAGACAAUGCAAGGAUCUAUUAUUACUUGGUUGGUGAUACAAGCUCCCUCUUUUUAGUUGACAAGACUGAUGGUUCGAUUUCAACAAAUUCAACAUUGGACAGGGAAGAAAAAGAAUUUUAUGACUUAUUUAUUAAAGCUACAAAUGAUCCUGAUUAUUAUUUGGCUAAGGAUAACAUUGACCUCAAAGAUUUAAAACCAAGCGAAUCACUUGCUCAUGUUAAAGUCAUAGUGACAGAUGAAAAUGAUAAUGCGCCUGAGUUUAAAACAUCUCAAUAUUACGCUGGUGUAUCGGUGAAUGCACGGACUGGUGAAUUUGUUGCCCAGCUCUCUGCUACUGAUAAAGAUGCUGAGCUCAAUGGAUCUCUGUCGUAUUCCAUCCUGACUUCCCACCUUUAUCGGGCUGGAGCAAAUAUUUCAUCAGGCUCUGUUGUUCCGCAACCUUUCACUAUCAGUGACACUGGAAAACUAACAACUGCCACUUUAGUUGCUGAGUACAAUCAGGAACGAUUCAAAUUGGAAGUUGUCGCUAAAGAAAAAGCACCUCCAUAUCGAGAGGCUAAAGCCUAUGUUAAUGUAUGGAUUUACGAACAGCAACAACUUAUCCGUGUUAUUAUAUCUCGACCGCCUGAAGAAGUACACAGAGAAAAGAAUCAAAUAAUAAUGGAAUUGAGCAAUGCGACAAAAGCACUGGUUGUCAUUGAUGAUAUCAAAUAUCAUGUUGAUGAAUCUGGUCGCAUUCAGCAAGACUGGUGUGACAUGUACUUGCAUGUUGUUGAUAAAAAGACCCUAACUAUUUCAACAAUACCAGACAUACUUAAGAUUUUUGACACCGAGUAUGAAUUUUUAAAAGACCAUUAUGCUGGAUUUGCCAUAGAAAAUGUAGUGCCUGCAUACGUUGGAAUUAAAGAAGCGUCCUUUGAACCUGCGCUAGCUGCUUUAAUUGCUCUUUUAAUUGUAUUAUUUGUUGGUUGUAUUUCGGUGAUAGUGGUCUGUUGCUGUUUCCGACAUUGGAUCGUAUCUGAACCAGUUGAUAUGAAACAGUCAGACAUGCUCAUUAAAAAGACUGUUAUCGAUGACCUGAACACAACAGAAAACCCACUUUGGAUUGAACAGAAACUGAAACUUUACGAAGAGCAAGAAUUGACAAUGCAGGUCUUCUGUGAACCUGAGAACAAUCAAAUUCCUAUACAAGCAACAAUGGAGAGAAGAGACUCAGUCGAUCUAUCUGUUGUUGAUAAUACGUAUGCUACAAUUCAACAUCCAAACCGAAGAAGCUCGCUCAACACUAUGCUCUCACUUGGAGCUGGAGACUACGCCACAUUAGGCGGAUCAGUUUUGCCUCUGGACAACGUCAGUUCUCACAGCCAACAGAUGUAUGAAGCUGCUCUUGGCUUUCAAGGGUCUACAUUCCAAGUACCAGAGAAUGCAGAUGUCUUCCGGACAAGGUCUGAAUUGAGGAUGAACAAGGACGGCCAACCUGAAUUUGUUUCUGAACUUAUAUAGGGUUUGAAGUAAUUAUUUCUUUUUCGACAUGUAGCCAUAUUAGUUAAUGUACAUAACAGCAACAACGAACUGAUGAUUGAAGUGAUAAAUAAUAAUUUAUCAGUGCCAAAAAAAAACCCAUAAAAGUGGAAAUUGACUUUUGAGUGUACAUACUUAUUUUUUAAACCUGGCGAAUUUGUCGCAUGAUUCUUUAAUAUGAACAAAAAAAAAUGACUGUUGAAAAAUAAAUAUAUUAAUAGUAUUUGCUGUGAUUAACAUAAAUUAGAUUUUAGGUUGACUUUUGUACAUUGUAUCCUAAAAAUUUAAGGUAAUUUUUAAUUGUGUGCAAAACAAGCAAAUAAUCAAUUAAAAUAUGAAUUUUUCUAUUUUGUGUAA
Cimex lectularius (bed bug) is the source of this 6537-nucleotide messenger RNA. Its product is annotated as cadherin-87A. Gene Ontology annotation, cellular component: plasma membrane. Bases 556 to 6162 code for a protein of 1868 amino acids. Gene Ontology annotation, biological process: homophilic cell-cell adhesion. Gene Ontology annotation, molecular function: calcium ion binding. The record is from RefSeq and is a predicted model, not a curated record. NCBI's taxonomy places the organism in Eukaryota, Metazoa, Arthropoda, Insecta, Hemiptera, Cimicidae. The transcript is spliced from 35 exons.